Lottia gigantea (owl limpet) is the source of this 1267-nucleotide messenger RNA. RefSeq lists its product as hypothetical. Lineage: Eukaryota; Metazoa; Mollusca; Gastropoda; Lottiidae. Bases 109 to 1074 code for a protein of 321 amino acids. Gene Ontology annotation, biological process: signal transduction. The transcript has 9 exons. Gene Ontology annotation, molecular function: protein binding. The record is from RefSeq and is a predicted model, not a curated record.
CAAAGCGAAAGUAAAGAAUGUGUCAGGAAACGUUGUAAAUCGUGUUACUUGUCAAUCUUACAUUAACAACGAUUUGCCUAAUUUGAUGAAAUGAAAAAGUGAAAAAUAAUGGGAGCUUAUACAAGUAGUUUUGUUGUUGAACCAUCAAGAGAGAAUGCAGUUAGUAAAACAACCAAUCCACAGAAAGCUAACUGGAUUACCAGUCAUGCCAUUGCUACUGAAUUAACUAUAGCUGAAGUGGAACGUCUAUGGCUACGUUUUCAACAGUUAGGAUGUACUUCUAAUGGCAUUUUGACCAGUGACACGCUAAAAGAACCAAAAUUAAAUGAUGAUGCUUUUAUACGAAAUUUUUUGAGAACUUUUAAAUGUAAAGAUGGUUCAAUGACUUUUGAAACAUUUUUGCGUGGCUUGAAAUGGUGUGAAUCUCAAGGUUUAGAAACUAAGAUUAGAGCAAUAUUCAAAAUGUUGAAUAAUGGUGGUCCAAUAACCAAAGAUAUGUUUUCUAAAAUAGCUAAAAGAUUAUAUACAGAUGAUACUCAAGAAAAUGUUAAAAGAAUAACUGAUAUCUUUUAUAAACAGAUGGGGGCUGAUGCUACAGGAGUUCUUGAAGAAGAUCAGUUUGUAGCUGGAGUAUUGAAAUUACCAAAAGAUACAGUAGAAUCAGUCUUAAAUUUCCAUAUAUUACCAGAAAAAACAAGAGAUGGUGUUUAUAAGAAUUUGCCAGAGUUUAAAGGAGAAAAUAAUAAUACUGCAAGAUUACCUAUACAAACACCAUUAUCAGGUCAUCGACCUGUCACUAUGUCUCCUGUGAGCCAAGUACCAACAGACUCUGUCCUUAGACAAAUUGCUGAGAAAAUUCAUAGGAGGGACUGGGAUAUGGUGGCCAAUAAAUUAGGCUUUUAUACCAAAGAUGUAGAAAAUUACAGAAAGAUCUAUCCAGGAAAUUCUAAAGAACAGGUUUCAGAAAUGUUUAAAGAUUGGAAAAUAAGAGAUGGUCAUCAAGCUAAAGGAAGUAUUUUAGAGAGGGCUUUACGUGAUGCUGGAAUGGUAGAUGCAUCUUUACUGUUAUCAUGAUAUAAAUGAAGAAUAAGACAGGAAUGACAUGUCUUGUUACCUGUUUUGUGUGUUAAUACUUUUGAUAUUAGCAUAGAAAUGUUUAAUUUUUAUAUAAUAUUUUCAUUUAAUAUACAUGUAUGUUAAAUAUUAUUACUUUUAAAUAGGGUGAAUAAGAAAAUAAAAGUGCCUUUUUCAUACAUUAUAACCACUG